AUGCAUUCAUUUAGAGCUGUGAUAGUCUUAUUUCUAUGUGAGUACUGCUAUUUAUUUAACUGGCUGUAGAAUUUGGUAACAAAUGUUUAGUGGAUAUAUUUCUAGGGGGUCUGAAAAUGUAAAUAUUUUUACAGCUACCUGGAUAUAUUUUACUCAAAAUGUUUUCAUAUACAGGUGUUUAGCUGUAAGAUUUACUUUUUGACAUAUGUUGGUAUAUUUCAGGUACAUCUUGCAGUUCAAAUAUUAUCCAGCCACCCCUGGUGGAAGUCUUUGCAGGAGGAGACUUGAACCUCACUUGUGACCACCCUUCUCUUAGCACUUCUGAUUAUAUCCACUGGUACAGAAUGACGCCUGGACAAACUCCCAAAUUCCUAAUUAGUGGAUACAAACAUAUUGCAAUUGAUGAGCCAUAUAAAAUGGUGUUUGCCGAAAACAGAAAAUCCAGUGUUCUACUAUUGCAGAACAUCAGACCUGAGCAGAGUGCAGUGUAUCUCUGUGCUUCAAUUGACACAGUGAUACAGGAAAACUCACAGCCUGUACAGUAA
This is a messenger RNA of Pelobates cultripes (western spadefoot toad), 545 nucleotides long. The record is from the annotation of a GenBank genome assembly. Lineage: Eukaryota; Metazoa; Chordata; Amphibia; Anura; Pelobatidae.